CUAUUGCACAACAGUACUCUGUUUCUAAUAAUAGAGCCAACAUAUGCACAGAACGGGAAUCGGCAACCAUAUUGCAAUCAUGGCUGUGGGAGGAAGCACCGAUGCAGGAAAAGAAUAUCUUCAGAAGCUGUUAGAUAAAGCUAAUGAUCACAGCCAGAGUGGCACAUCUGAAGAUGUAUAUUACCUGUACCGGAAUAAACCCAACAGCUACUUUCAGGAUAUCAACAAUAACUACAAUGGCAUCAUGAAAAAGAGACUCAAAGACAGUGGAGGUGAUCCACGCUGUCCAAUCAAUAGCAGACUUGGCGGCCUCUUUUUUGGGGUUACACUACACGGAGGUGUUAUACCAGAUAAAUCGCCAUUUGGAAACACAAGAGUUAAAGUUCCGCUGAGUGAGGUGUUUCAUGGCACAUCAAAUUUGUACUUUGCCGAUUUCUUUUGCAAACCUUCACGCAACCGAAUACAUUAUGUUACCUUGGUUCUGACAAAGGCUGAUUCAGAAGCAGAUAUGUUCUGUAGAGAGAACCUGAUCAAACUCAAUGUCAUGAACAACUUGUACUUGCGAAAGCAAAGCCUGGGGUAUUCAACACUGAAACGAUCCAAAGUGUUUGUUGAUGUGUUCUAUACAGAAGAUAUAGACAUAUCAAACAGGAUCCUCAGUUCUACAGGGAUAUAUGGACGAGGGCAAAGUGUUGGGGGAAUACCAAAAGCUGGUGGGUGUGGGAUUUGCAAUGUCGGAGUCCAACCCAGCAGAAGAUAUGUACAUCACGUGGAAUAUGACGAUCUUUUUGACUAUGACGAUCGUUUUGACGAUGACGUUCGUUUUGACGAUGACGAUCUUUUUGGAUACACAAACAAUCCUUUUGAGGACUAUUAUGAUGAUAUGGGUAUUGGCUAUGAUUUUGAUGAUUACUAUUGAUACCUCGAUUGAUGGGACUAUAUUAAAUAAUCUUGAGCAGAUUCAAUGACAGAUCGCCCGAGUAGGUGCUUGUAUUAGUAUAAUGUGUAUAUACUAUGACAUGUCUUUAGAGUAAUGUGUCACACUGUAUAUAUAUUUUUUUUCGUACUGACAAUAUUAUUUUAUUUCACUAUCAGAUGAGAUACACAUGUAGAGUUGCUUUUUAGCUCAUGGAUUUGAUUAUAAAUGUGUGGCAACAUUAGUCUAAAAAGGUACUGUGUUUAAUGCAUGUUGGUGUGGAUUUCUGAAAUCUGGGAUUGUAAUCAUUUCAAGAUACUGUUUUACCUACAACGAAUGAAACCAGACAAAUUGAUUCAUGUGAAAAAAAUAACGUAGGAACCAUUUUGCAUUUUAUAAUUAAUUAAUCAUGAAACAUCUAUAUAAUCAUCAAGUCACUGUCUUCUUUUUACCAACAAAUAUGAGGCAGAAAAUGACAUCCAAUAUCCACUUUGUCACACAAACCCAUUACAAAUACUAAACUGUGAUAGAAAUAUCUAAAUAGCUAGAAAAUAUGUGUGUGUGUGUGUGUGUGUGUGUGUGUGUGUGUGUGUGUGUGUGUGUGUGUGUGUGUGUGUGUGUGUGUGUAAUGUUUUAUUGACCUCGAUAUUGGGAUUUUACGAGCUGAACGCUCAUGAAGACUCAAGAUGGUGUUUGGGGUGUGCUGGAACAGUUGGCUCAUGAAUUGCAGUGUAAGUGUAAAUGUUGUAUCACUGCAAUGAAUAACAUCUCUCAAUGUUUGAGUGUCUGGUUUUUACCAAUAUUCCAUUCUUGUCUUUUAUUUAGUUUUUGUGUGCCUUAAGUAUUAACCAUGUAAAAUAUUGUUAUUUCCAUAUACAUGUAUACAUAAUUAAUUGUUUGCUUCAAAGUGUACUUCUGACAUUGUCAUUGUUAACCUUAUUAUUCGAUUCUGAUGUUUGAAGCUCACAUUGCACGUUCUCAUUGUUGCGUCUCACCAAAAUAUUGAAUAAAACGAUUUGGUUUGA
This is a messenger RNA of Haliotis rufescens (red abalone), 1941 nucleotides long. RefSeq names its product phytanoyl-CoA hydroxylase-interacting protein-like. The coding region runs from base 44 to 919 and encodes 291 amino acids. NCBI's taxonomy places the organism in Eukaryota, Metazoa, Mollusca, Gastropoda, Lepetellida, Haliotidae. The transcript has 2 exons. The record is from RefSeq and is a predicted model, not a curated record.